UAAAAAUACGACACAGACUCACGACUGCGAAGUUCGUGAAUGCAAGUUUCACCCGCACCGGUCCCUAGUUAAACCUUGAAGAUAUUUCCGACCGGAUUUCGCCGCGAAGUUGUACGUGUUUUUGGAUUUGUGUAACAUUCUAGUGCUUUUAAAUACAUUAAGUUAAUAGUGACUUCAUUUUAAAAUAUAUUUUGUGUUAUUGUGUCUCAUAAAAAAAGUCAAAAUGUUCAGUUCAAUCGCGGGGGCGUUCAAGAGCAUUGGAGAGAAGACAGCAGCUCUCUUCGACCGCAAGAAGAAAGAUGCCGAGACCUUGGCCGCGGAGAAGGCAACCGAAGCUGCUCAUGUGGUGGAAGACCAGGUCAAGAAGGCCGGCGAGCUGGUCGGAGGAGCCCAGAAGAGUGCUAGCGACGCUGCUGGGCAAGCCAACGAAGCCAGAAACUCUGCCAUCGACGCGUUGAACAAGGAGCUGGACAAAGUCUCGCUGGCCGCUGGUGAGGCCAAAGACGCAGCCGGAAAAGCUGUCGCGGACACCAAGAAAGUCGUCGACACCACCAAAGACACACUCGCUACGACGGUAGACAAUACGAAGAAGGCAGCUGAAUCUGCGUACAACACAACUAAAGAUACAAUUAGUAGUACAGUAGACAGUGGUAAGAACGCUGCAAUGUCGGCAGUGGAGACGGGCAAGACAUAUGUGGACAGUGCUAAAGAUACUGCCCAGCAUAGUUUGCAAUCGGCCGUCGACGCUACCAAAUCGGUCGUGAGUUCCGCUUAUGACAUCGGCAAUUCAUAUUACUGUAGCGCUAAAGAUACCGUAUCCAACACAGUUCAUGCCACAGUAGACACCACUAAGAAUGUAGCUGCCUCAGUUUAUGAUAAAGGGGUUUCUGUCGCAGGAGCUGCUAAAGACACCGUAGCCAGCACAGUUCAUGCCACAGUCGACACCACUAAGAAUGUAGCGGCUUCAGCUUUUGAUAAGGGAGUUUCUGUCGUUGGUGUUGCCAAAGAUACGGUAGCAAGCACUGUAGAUAGCACUAAGAAAGCCGCAGAGAGCACAAUCGAAACUGGAAAGUCAUAUGUCGAGUCUGCCAAAGACACCGUAGCCAACACAGUUCAUGCCACAGUAGACACCACUAAGAACGCAGCGGCUUCAGCUUAUGACAAAGGAGUUUCUAUAGCAGGAGCUGCUAAAGAUACAGUAGCGAAUACAGUUCAUGCCACAGUAGACACCACUAAGCACGUUGCAGCUUCAGCUUUCGAUAAAGGAGUUUCAAUCGUUGGUGCUGCUAAAGAUACAGUAGCAAGCACUGUAGAUAACACUAAGAAAGCCACAGAGAGCACAAUUGAAACUGGGAAGUCAUACGUCGACUCUGCCAAAGACACCGUAUCCAGCACAGUUCAUGCCACAGUAGAUACCACUAAGAACGUAGCAGCUUCAGCUUAUGAUAAAGGAGUAUCUAUCGCAGGAGCUGCUAAAGACACCGUAGCCAACACAGUUCAUGCCACAGUAGACACAACUAAACACGUUGCAGCUUCAGCUUUCGAUAAAGGAGUUUCAAUCGUUGGUGCUGCUAAAGACACAGUAGCGAGCACUGUAGAUAGCACUAAGAAAGCCGCUGAGAGCACUAUUGAAACUGGAAAAUCGUACGUUGACUCUGCCAAAGGCACCGUAGUCAGCACAGUUCAUGCUACAGUAGACACCACUAAAAACGUUGCAGCUUCAGCUUAUGAUAAAGGAGUCUCUAUAGUUGGGGCUGCCAAAGAUACGGUAGCAAGCACUGUAGAUAGCACUAAGAAAGCCGCAGAGAGCACAAUCGAAUCUGGAAAGUCAUAUGUCGGGUCUGCUAAAGACACCGUAGCCAGCACAGUUCAUGCCACAGUAGACACCACUAAGAAUGUAGCGGCUUCAGCUUUCGAUAAGGGAGUUUUAAUCGUUGGUGCUGCCAAAGAUACAGUGGCGAACACUGUGCAUAGUACUGUAGAUACAACUAAACAUGUGACGGCUGCGGCUGUGGACAAAGGAUCCUCUUUAUUUGGCUCUGCUAAAGACACCGUUGCAUACUCAGUAGAUACAACUAAGAACUUAGCUGAAAGCACUGUUGACACUGGAAAGUCUUACUUCGAUUCGGCCAAAGAUACGGUAGCGAACGCAGUUCAUGUCACAGUAGACACCACUAAGAAUGUAGCAGCUUCAGCUUUUGAUAAAGGAGUCUCUAUCGUUGGGGCCGCGAAAGAUACAGUAGCGAACACAGUACACAGCACAGUAGACACUACUAAGAAUGUUGCUGGGUCUGUUUAUGAUAAGAGUGCUUCACUUGUUGGAGGUGCCAAAGAUACAGUAGCGAGCACUGUAGAUACUACUAAGGAUUUCGCUGGAUCUUUAUAUGAUAAGAGUGCAUCACUUGUUGGAGGCGCUAAAGAUACCGUAGCUACCACAGUACAAAGCACUGUAGAUACUACUAAGAAUGUUGCUGGAUCUGUUUAUGAUAAGAGUGCGUCACUUGUUGGAGGUGCCAAAGAUACCGCAGCCACCACAAUACAGAAAUCAGUAGAUACUACUAAGAAUGUUGCCGGAUCUGUUUAUGAUAAAAGUGCGUCACUUGUUGGAGGUGCCAAAGACACAUUAACUAGUUCAAUUAACAGUGCAUCGGAAACUGCUGACGAUUUGGUUGACAAAUCCAAAGACGCCACGGAAGGUGUACAAGAUACCAUACAAAGCAAGUUGGGUUCAGCACAAGAAUCAGCUAAGUCGACAGUAGAAGACGCUAAGAAAGCCACAGAAGAGACUUCCGAUACAAUCCACUCGACUGUGGACGCGACGAAGAAGGCUGCUGAAGACGCCAAGGCCCAGGCUCUGAAGGCCGCGGAGGCCGCCAAGGAAGAGGCCAGAAGGGCCGCCGAAGCCGCCAGAGAGGAGGCUAAGAGGGCUGCUAACGCAGCGGUAGACUCGUCCAAGAAGGCGGCGGAGAAGGCAGCAGCGGACGCGAGCAACGCAGUCAACAGCGCUGUAGACGACACUCUGAAGCGGGUGGAGGGCGCUGCCGACGAGGGACUCAAGAACGCUGGCCAGGUCGUUGAUGCCAAGAUAAAGGACGCUGACAAAUACCUCAGCGAGAAACGGGACACGUUCACCUCAAACCUGUCAAACGCGGCCCACCAGGGCGCGGACGGGGCUGCAGGACUCCUGAGCAAGGGACUUGGCAGCUUCGGUGGCCACAAGUAAACAUCUACUCUCAAUCGUCAUAGGGCCAUAAGUCAUAACGCUAAGCUAUUGGGGAAACUACAGAUUAGUAUAGUAUUAUAAUAUAUUAUAUUUAAAACAAGACCUAUCUAUAUUUCCCGUUAUAUUUUAUAGAAUAUAUUUAAUUAUUUAUACUAUAUAGAGUAUUAAGACAAUUAUAAUAUACAUACUGGACUCGAAAUAAUGAUAAUAAAUCAUACAUGGUGCAAUCUGUAAGUUUUCCCGUUUAUUGUUAUUGUCACAUUUUGUUUAUUACGCACAGCUAAGUGUAAUGUAAGUUUUAUCUCUGUUACAAACAGUACAACUUAAGUUAUUCACGCGAGAAUUAUAAUGAAAAUACGUAACGUUUAUUGUAGAUAUUAUUAUUGUAUUGCGUUAUAAUUGUAUCAAAUAUUCAACGAGCAUAUUUUAUUAUCUGGAUACUUUUAUUAUACUUUUUAAAUUGUGUAUUUUUUUCCUAAUUACAUUUGAUUGUGUUAAAGAAAAUACCUUUUAAAAAUAAUUUUUAGUCAAGACUCGAUUGCAAUCUCAUAAAAAAUGUAUGUUGUCGGUGUAUUUUUAUGUCUAGUUUAUAAGUUAUUUUAAGGCAUUCAACAGGAUUGAACUGCAUUUCAAAUGCAUUUUGCAAGCCUACUGUAUAACUUAACGUCACAAGCUUGGCCGUCCGUAUAUUGAAACUUACUCUAUAUUUACAUGUACAUUUACUGAACAAAUGAACUACUUAUAUGCCUACUUACACUAUAAUUUUUAAAUAAGUAAGUGACUAAGAGAGGAACCUAUUAUUCUGAUUUACAAGCGAUCAUGGUUUAGCUUAGAUAAGACCAAUUUCCAUUUGUACGGUACCUAAGCGUUCUAUAAUCUAUUAUUUAGCAACUGAAGGAAUAUUUUACAAUAUUAUAGUUUACCACGCUACCUGCUUGCAGGAUAAUGGGUUCAACUUAAGGUAAUCCCCUAUGAGCUAGUUUACACUGCUUAGCAGUAUAUUUUACGACAGAAAAUAUAUACAGAUGUAGUUAAAUAAAAUUUUAAAUUUGUUGCUGUAUUUUUCUAGUGCUUUAUAAUGUUGUUGCUUGAUAUACAUUUUAAAUAGUAGAGCAAAAUAAAUACCUUUAUUUAAUAUUUACAUUUUUAACACGAACAUGAGCAUAUAAUAGAUGUUUUGUUUGUACAAUAAACAUUUUUAAAUUCUAUAUCUUGUACCUAUAUGUUGUUUCAAUAUAUUACUUUACAUCAUA
This is a messenger RNA of Pectinophora gossypiella (pink bollworm), 4476 nucleotides long. RefSeq names its product perilipin-4. Gene Ontology annotation, cellular component: plasma membrane. Lineage: Eukaryota; Metazoa; Arthropoda; Insecta; Lepidoptera; Gelechiidae. The transcript is spliced from 30 exons. The record is from RefSeq and is a predicted model, not a curated record. The coding region runs from base 224 to 3223 and encodes 999 amino acids.